CACUCCCAGAAGAGGAAGAUAUGCAUCUUGAUGAGGAGCUUUUCACCGGCUCUUCUGGUGAAGGAGCACCUGCUUCACAGUCUUAUGGACUAAACAGUGCAAAGAAAACCAAAAGGAAGCUUUUGGCUCCGGACAUCAGCCUAAACCUAGACCACAGUGAGGGGUCAGUCCUUUCAGAUGAGCUGGAUGAGAGUACAGAACUGGACCUGGAUGAUAUAGACACCCCUUCAGACAACAGCAACGAGUUUGAGUGGGAAGAUGACCUCCCAAAACCCAAAAACGCGGACCUGCUGCGUAAAGGAGUGGAGUCGGUGCGAGAGUUCACCAGCACGGAGGAACGGGAGGAGGGCCGUCGGUGGAGAGUCUUCCGCAUCGGAGAACAGGAGCACCGGGUGGACAUGAAGGCCAUUGAGCCCUACAAGAGGGUUAUCAGCCAUGGAGGUUACUAUGGCGAUGGACUGAAUGCCAUAAUUGUCUUUGCUGUUUGCUUUAUGCCUGAGAGCAAUCAACCAAAUUACAAAUACAUCAUGGACAAUCUUUUCAAGUAUGUCAUAGGAACUCUAGAGCUUCUUGUAGCUGAGAACUAUAUGAUUGUAUACCUUAACGGAGCCACUUCACGCCGAAAGAUGCCCAGUGUGGGCUGGCUCAGAAAAUGCUAUCAGCAAAUAGAUCGAAGGUUAAGGAAGAAUUUGAAGUCUUUGAUAAUAGUGCACCCGUCCUGGUUUAUUCGCACCCUCCUGGCCCUCACAAAACCUUUUAUAAGCUCAAAAUUUAGCCAGAAAAUCAAGUAUGUGUUCAGCCUGACAGACCUGGCUGAGCUUGUCCCGAUGGAGUACGUUUCCAUACCCGACUGCAUUAAACAGUUUGACGAAGAAAAAAAUAGGAAAAAACAUAAAAGAUUCUGACGUUGUGUCCUCUCAGUUCUGCCGCUGUUAGUAUGGAUUGACCAGGACGUGCAUGGAAAGGUGGAGAUGGCCACAUCAGCAGUGCCAGAGUGAGUCAGAGGAGUUGAAGAGAGAAGCUGGAAGAAUCAACGAAUGAAUUGGGUUUCUUUUAACUGGAGAACGCAAGAUCUUGAUGUCAGAAAAGUGCCUUUUAAAGGAGUAGUUCAUCGCAAAAUGAAAAUUCAGUCAUUGUUUACGCUCUCUCAUGUCAUUCCA
Sinocyclocheilus anshuiensis is the source of this 1160-nucleotide messenger RNA. RefSeq names its product BCL2/adenovirus E1B 19 kDa protein-interacting protein 2-like. Gene Ontology annotation, biological process: apoptotic process. The transcript is spliced from 10 exons. Bases 21 to 905 code for a protein of 294 amino acids. NCBI's taxonomy places the organism in Eukaryota, Metazoa, Chordata, Actinopteri, Cypriniformes, Cyprinidae. Gene Ontology annotation, cellular component: cytoplasm. The record is from RefSeq and is a predicted model, not a curated record.